This is a messenger RNA of Colletotrichum orchidophilum, 5925 nucleotides long. Its product is annotated as Sec63 Brl domain-containing protein. Lineage: Eukaryota; Fungi; Ascomycota; Sordariomycetes; Glomerellales; Glomerellaceae. Bases 1 to 5925 code for a protein of 1974 amino acids. The record is from RefSeq and is a predicted model, not a curated record. The transcript has 4 exons. Gene Ontology annotation, molecular function: nucleic acid binding; ATP hydrolysis activity; ATP binding.
AUGGCGUCUGCGAAUCUCGACAGUGCCGAGGCCCAGUGGCGAGCUCAGUUCGAGGCCAUGAAGACAGCCUUGGCAGGUCUCAAGCUUCCCUCUGAGCCGCCCUCCGAUGUAGAUUUCGACGAUGCAUAUGAAGGGUACUCCUCAGGCAGCGGGGCACAGGACGUUUGGGACUUUAUUUCAGACGACGAAGAUGACGAAUACAGCAGCGACCAGCUAGACGGUCAAGACGCCACCAACGGGGACGCUGCCUAUGGCGCCGCCUGGUUCGCGAGCAAGUGCACAUCCAUUGCUGCAAAGAAUGGUCUAGCCGAAGACGUAUUCCAAAACCAGAUCGUAAGCAUCUUGACAUCCGGCCAAGGCGACGAGGAGCUCCAGUCGCAGCUGGCAGAUCUUGUCGGGUUUGACGACUUUGACUUCAUCAUCGAAUUGCUCGGCCACCGCGACGAGAUUGUCACGGCCGUAGCAUCUCAGGGAGCCCAGGAGCCCAAGGGGAGACUAUUGAGCAAGGCACAGCGUGAAGAGGCUUUGAGGCGACAGGAUUUUGAGCACAAGAAUGCGGCUCUCGCUCCCUCCAUGACCAAGGAAGUCCAGUACCCCCAUGUGUACAAGGCAUACAAUGCUGGAAACUCCCUCAGUCAUUCGGGCAAGAAGUACGGCCUCCCAAGCGGCAGUGAGAGGCUUCAGUUCGACAAGUAUGAGGAGUAUGCUAUUCCCGCAGGGAAGAAGGGAGUUCUGGGCCCCGGGCAGAGGCUGGUCAAGAUCUCAGAUAUGGACGGCCUGUGUCGCGGCACCUUCAAGGGCUACAAAUCUCUCAACCGUAUGCAGAGUCUGGUUCAUCCAGUGGCAUACAGGACUAACGAGAAUAUGCUCAUCUGUGCCCCCACUGGUGCUGGUAAAACAGAUGCUGCCAUGCUCACCAUUCUUCAAACCAUUGGUCAUUACUGCACACCCAACCCCAUCGAAGACACGACUGCUACGGACUUUGCAGUCGAUGCCCAGGACUUCAAGAUCGUCUAUGUCGCCCCGAUGAAGGCUUUGGCUGCAGAAAUUACUGAAAAGCUCGGCAAGCGACUGGCAUGGUUGGGCAUCAAGUGCCGUGAGUUCACCGGAGAUAUGCACCUGACCAAGGCCGAGAUUGUGCAAACCCAAAUCAUCGUCACCACCCCCGAGAAGUGGGAUGUCGUGACGAGAAAGGGAACUGGCGAUACCGAGCUGGUACAGAAAGUCCGUCUCCUGAUUAUUGAUGAGGUCCACAUGCUUCACGAUGAGCGUGGUGCCGUGCUGGAAUCGCUCGUUGCCAGAACCGAGCGCCAAGUCGAGAGCACACAGUCGUUGAUUCGUAUUGUCGGUCUCAGUGCCACGCUCCCAAACUAUGUGGACGUUGCCGACUUUCUCAAAGUCAACCGCCACGCCGGUAUGUUCUAUUUUGACGCCUCAUUCCGCCCGGUGCCUUUGGAGCAGCACUUUAUUGGUGUGAAAGGCAAGGCCGGCUCGAAGGCGUCUAGAGAGAAUUUGGACGCCGUUGCUUUCGAAAAGGUCAGGGACAUGCUACAGAGAGGUCACCAAGUCAUGGUCUUUGUUCACUCACGAAGAGACACUCUCUUGACGGCCAAAAUGCUGUACGAGAAGGCCGUGGAAGACUUCUGCGUGGACCUGUUCGAUCCGACCGACCACCCGAAUUAUGAGAACGCUGUACGAGACAUGAAACAAUCCAAGGCGCGAGACCUGCGAGAACUAGUGCCCAAGGGCUUGGGUAUCCAUCACGCUGGUAUGGCGCGCUCUGACAGAAAUCUUAUGGAGAGUCUCUUUGGAGAGGGCGUCCUCAAAGUUCUCUGCUGUACUGCGACUCUCGCAUGGGGUGUAAACUUGCCCGCGGCUGCCGUCGUUAUCAAGGGAACCCAAGUGUACAGCGCUCAGGAGGGUAAAUUCGUCGACCUCGGUAUUCUUGAUGUGUUGCAAAUCUUCGGUCGUGCUGGUCGUCCCCAGUUCGAGGAUACUGGUAUCGGUAUGAUUUGUACCACCCAAGACAGACUCCAUCACUACUUGACCACGGUCACGGAGCAACAACCGAUCGAGUCCAAGUUUUCCACAAAGCUCGUCGACAACUUGAAUGCCGAGAUUUCUCUCGGUACUGUGACGUCGAUUCCCGAGGCUGUCCAGUGGAUUGGGUACUCAUACCUCUUUGUACGCAUGCAGCGAAGUCCAAUGAGCUACGGUAUCGAGUGGGCUGAAAUCAGAGACGAUCCUACUCUUGUCCAAAGGCGUCGCACACUGGCUAUACAAGCAGCCCGCACUCUCCAACAGAGCCAGAUGAUCGUCUUCAACGAAGUGACCGAGGAGCUUCGCAGCAAGGAUAUUGGCCGCAUUGCUAGCCAGUACUACAUCUUGCACACCAGUAUCCAGAUCUUCAACACCAUGAUGCGCCCUAUGGCCACUGAGGCCGAUAUUCUAAAGAUGAUCGCCAUGAGUGGAGAGUUUGACAACAUUCAGUCCAGAGACUCUGAAGAGAAGGAGCUGACGCGCCUGCGGAACGAUGUCGUGCCCUGUGAUGUUGACGGCGGCAUUGACACGCCCCAGGCCAAGACCAACAUUUUGCUGCAGGCAUACAUUUCGAGGGCGCAACCAGAGGACUUUGCCCUCGGCAACGAUCUCAACUACGUUGCUCAGCAGGCUGGUCGUAUUUGCAGAGCCUUGUUCAUGAUCGCUCUGAAUAGGAGAUGGGGACAUCAGUGUCUGGUUCUGCUCACCCUCGCCAAGUCAAUUGAAAAACGAAUCUGGCCGUUCCAGCACCCUCUACACCAGUUCGACCUUCCCAAGUCGGUCUUCAACCAGCUCGAUGCCAAGGACAAUUUGACAGUGGAGGCAAUGAGAGACAUGGAGUCUGCCGAGAUCGGUAGUCUAGUCCACAACCAGAACGCGGGUAAGAAGAUUGCCGCGAUCCUGAACAACUUCCCGACUAUCAGCGUCGAAGCGGAAAUUGCACCUCUCAACCGCGAUGUUCUCCGGAUCAAGUUGUUCAUCGAGCCUGACUUCCGAUGGAACGACCACACCCACGGAACUUCCGAAUCGUACUAUAUUUGGGUCGAGAACUCGGAGACGUCUGAGAUCUACCACCACGAGUUCUUCCUUCUUAACAGGAGGAAGCUCCAUGACGAUCACGAACUCAACUUCACCAUUCCCCUCUCGGAUCCUUUGCCCACUCAGAUCUACGUACGGGCGGUUUCUGAUCGAUGGCUUGGCGCUGAGACGGUGACGCCUGUUUCUUUCCAGCACCUGAUUCGCCCGGACACUGAGAGCGUGUACACUGACCUCCUGAACUUGCAACCGCUACCCAUCAGCGCUCUCAAGAAUCCGGCUCUCGAGGAGAUUUAUGCCCAGCGCUUCCAAUACUUCAAUCCAAUGCAGACUCAGAUUUUCCACACCCUCUAUCACACACCUGCCAACGUUCUCCUCGGAUCUCCCACUGGUAGUGGAAAGACCGUUGCUGCAGAGCUGGCGAUGUGGUGGGCGUUCAGGGAGCGGCCAAAGUCCAAGGUUGUGUAUAUUGCGCCGAUGAAGGCUCUGGUUCGUGAGCGUGUCAAGGAUUGGGGAGCUCGACUUGCUCGGCCUCUUGGGUUGAAGCUGGUCGAACUCACAGGUGACAAUACCCCUGAUACGCGCACUAUCAAGGAUGCCGACGUCAUCAUCACCACGCCCGAGAAAUGGGACGGUAUUUCUCGUAGUUGGCAGACGAGAGGCUACGUUCGUCAAGUGAGUCUCGUCAUCAUUGACGAGAUCCAUCUCCUGGCUGGUGAUCGUGGUCCGAUUCUGGAGAUCAUCGUCUCUCGUAUGAAUUACAUUGCAGCAUCCAUCAAGAACUCUGUCCGCCUCCUCGGUAUGUCGACGGCAUGCGCCAACGCCACUGACCUGGGCAACUGGCUCGGUGUCAAAGAAGGUCUAUUCAACUUCCGCCAUUCCGUACGCCCAGUUCCCUUGGAGCUUUACAUUGACGGUUUCCCCGAGACCAGAGGCUUCUGCCCGUUGAUGCAAUCCAUGAACCGCCCAACGUUCCUCGCCGUCAAGACGCACAGCCCCGAAAAACCCGUCAUCGUCUUCGUGCCCUCUCGAAGACAGACGCGCCUGACCGCCAAGGACCUCAUCAAUUACUGCGGUAUGGAAGACAACCCUCGCCGAUUCCUGCACAUGGAUGAGGACGACCUUCAGCUCAAUCUUGCCAGAGUCAAGGACGAUGCUCUGAAGGAGGCCAUCAGCUUCGGUAUUGGGCUGCACCACGCCGGUCUCGUCGAAUCUGAUCGCCAGCUCGCCGAGGAACUUUUCCUGAACAAUAAGAUCCAGAUCCUCGUCGCCACCAGCACUCUCGCGUGGGGCGUCAACUUGCCGGCCCACCUCGUCGUCGUCAAGGGCACGCAGUUCUACGACGCCAAGAUUGAGGGGUACAAGGACAUGGACCUGACGGACGUCCUCCAGAUGCUGGGACGCGCCGGCCGUCCGCAGUUUGACAACUCGGGCGUGGCUCGCAUCUUCACAAAGGACGCCAAGAAGGACUUUUACAAGCACUUUUUGCACACCGGCUUCCCCGUCGAAUCGUCCCUGCACACGGUGCUCGACAACCACUUAUGCGCCGAGGUCUCGGCCGAGACCAUUGUCACGAAGCAGGACGCCCUGGACUACCUGACCUGGACCUUCUUCUUCCGCCGCCUGCACAAGAAUCCGUCCUACUACGGCCUCGAGAUCUCAGCCGAGGAGCACAACAGCAUCGCCGCCCAGACCAUGGCAAACGACUACAUGAUUGAGAUGAUUGACAAGUCCCUCGACGAGCUCGCGCGGUCCAGCUGCGUCGAGGUCUUCCCCAACGGCGACGUCGACCCCACCCCGAUGGGCAAGAUCAUGAGCUACUACUACCUCUCCCACAUCACCAUCCGCCACCUCGUCAAGCACGUCAAGCCCGGCGCCUCCCUCCUCAACGUCCUCUCGUGGAUGUCCCGCGCGACAGAGUACGACGAGCUCCCCGUCCGCCACAACGAGGACCUCAUCAACGAGGAGCUCUCCCGCAACCUCCUCUUCCCGGGCAGCUCCUUCGACCUCCCCAUGUGGGACCCCCACGUCAAGGCGUUCCUCCUGCUGCAGGCGCACAUGUCGCGCAUCUCGCUCCCCAUCACCGACUACGUGGGCGACCAGACCAGCGUCCUCGACCAGGCCAUCCGCAUCAUCCAGGCCUCCAUCGACGUCACCACGGAAUUGGGCCACCUCUCCACCUGCCUCAAGUUCGUCACCCUCCUCCAGUGCAUCAAAUCAGCCCGCUGGCCCUCGGACCACCCGGCCUCCAUCCUCCCCGGCGUCGGCGUCGACACCCUCAAGAACGACAAGUCCAACCUCACUUUGGCAAAGAUCUCUGCACUCUCCGCAGGCAAACUCACCUCCCUCGCGAAACAACUCUCCGUCCCAGCGCACCAGCAACCACGCUUCGCAAAGGCCGCAGCCCAGCUCCCGAACCUGUCCGUCUCUGUGCCCGACACCACAGCCCUCGCUGUUUCUGUCGACCUCCGCCGCCUGAACCCCCUGACGGAACGUGACGCCCACGUCUACGCGCCCCGCUUCCCGAAGCCCCAGAAUGAGGGCUGGUUCGUCGUCCUCGCCGACCCGGCCCGCGACGAGGUCCUCGCCGUGAAGCGCGCGGGCUGGUCCCAGGGCCCCGGCCGCAGCGUCGCCGUCGGCUCCAAGCCUACCGCGCGCGUCAGCAUAAAGGUCCCCGAGGCCGCGCAGGGCAAGAAGCUCGAAGUGAUUGUCGUCAGCGACGCGUAUGUUGGGUUGGAGUACCGCGUGGCCGUCGACGUCCCUGCGGCCCCAGUCGUGGACGACGAUAUUGACAAGUCCAAGAAGGCGCAGGCUCAGCAGCAUAGCGAUGGCGGCGCUUCUCGGGCUUGA